Molecule: messenger RNA, 996 nt
Organism: Aspergillus caelatus
Lineage: Eukaryota; Fungi; Ascomycota; Eurotiomycetes; Eurotiales; Aspergillaceae
Product: FAD-dependent oxidoreductase
Exons: 3
Coding region: 1-996 (331 amino acids)
Molecular function (GO): FAD binding; D-amino-acid oxidase activity
Source: RefSeq, a predicted model, not a curated record
AUGCCAGGCGACAACAAUGAGCCGGGAUAUGCAUCACCAUGGGCCGGUGCCAAUUUUAUUCCACUUCAGCCUGAACACAACAGUCUCCGCGAACGGCGAACCUGGUUGGAGCUUAAGCGACUUGCUGCCUCUGUUCCUGAGGCUGGCAUUCAUUUUCAAAAAGUUCAACUGCAAAGACGACACAAAGAUAUGAAGGACGCGCACGGAAACUUCCACGGUGCCUUUGCAGAAAAUCCCUGGUUCAAAGACCUUUUCGAUGACUUCCGAAAACUUGAUGUAUCGGAAUUGGCACCAGAAUAUGAUGCAGGCUGUCAAUUUACAACGGUCUGUAUCAACACAAGUAUCUACCUGCCUUGGCUCCUGGGACAGUGCGCAAGAAAUGGGGUGAAGUUUCAACGUGCACGCUUGGAAAGUGUUGAAGAAGCCCGGAAUCUGAGUCACACUGGAACUCCCGCGGGAUUUAUCAUCAACGCAACGGGACUUGGUUCGAGGAGUCUCGGUGGAGUGGUUGAUACAAAGAUGCUACCUGCCCGUGGGCAGACGGUCCUGGUUCAAAAUACGAUCCCAGCUAUGAUGAUGUUCUCGGGAACCAAUGACGGACCCGUGGAAGAGAUAUAUAUGAUGCAACGAGCUGUGGGUGGUGGAACAAUUCUAGGAGGAACCUAUGAGCUUGGAAACUGGAACACAACACCAGAUCCGAACAUUGCUACAAGAAUCAUACAACGUGUUGUGGAUACCUGUCCAGAGGUUGCCGAGGGAAAAGGUAUCAAGGGAAUCCGUGUUAUCAGACAUGGCGUUGGACUACGACCAUACAGAGAGGGAGGAGUACGGAUCGAGAAAGAAAGUAUUGGGCAAGAUACAUGGAUUGUUCAUAACUAUGGCCAUGACUCGUGGGGCUACUUGGGCUCCUAUGGAUGUGCUCAGGAGGUCCUUGAGUUGAUCGAGGGGCACUCGGUGAACCAGAGUCAGAGUGGUGUGUCGAAAGCACGUUUAUAG